CACGAAUAACAGGCAAGAGGCCAGUCGUCCAGCACGGCCCACGACGGCAGCAGCCACACGGAGGAGCCGAGUCAAGGCGUCAGUCCGUUCAUCUGCCUCACUGCCGCGUGAUACAAGCCUGUUCCAUCGUCCCCUUCAGGUGAUUCAACUCCUCCACUUCCAUCAUGUGUGACGAAGACGCCACCGCGCUGGUCUGCGACAACGGCUCCGGCCUCUGCAAGGCUGGUUUCGCUGGUGAUGACGCUCCCCGAGCCGUGUUCCCCUCCAUCGUCGGUCGCCCUCGUCACCAGGGUGUGAUGGUGGGCAUGGGUCAAAAGGAUGCCUACGUCGGCGACGAGGCACAGAGCAAGCGAGGUAUCCUGACUCUCAAGUACCCCAUCGAGCACGGCAUCAUCACCAACUGGGACGACAUGGAGAAGAUCUGGCACCACACCUUCUACAACGAGCUUCGCGUUGCCCCUGAGGAGUCCCCCACACUGCUGACUGAGGCUCCCCUCAACCCCAAGGCCAACCGUGAGAAGAUGACUCAGAUCAUGUUCGAAACCUUCAGCUGCCCCGCCAUGUACGUGGCCAUCCAGGCUGUACUGUCCCUGUACGCCUCAGGCCGUACUACUGGCAUCGUGCUGGACUCUGGCGAUGGUGUAUCUCACACUGUCCCCAUCUAUGAAGGUUACGCUCUUCCUCACGCCAUCAUGCGUCUUGACUUGGCUGGCCGUGACCUGACAGACUACCUAAUGAAGAUUUUGACAGAGCGUGGCUACUCCUUCACCACCACAGCUGAGCGUGAGAUCGUCCGUGACGUUAAGGAGAAGCUUUGUUAUGUCGCUCUGGACUUCGAGAGUGAAAUGGCUCAGGCUGCUGCUUCCACCUCACUGGACAAAUCUUACGAGCUGCCCGAUGGUCAGGUCAUUACCAUCGGCAACGAGCGUUUCCGUGCUCCUGAGGCUCUCUUCCAGCCUUCCUUCCUGGGUAUGGAAUCCGUGGGCGUUCAUGAAACAGUACACACAUCCAUCAUGAGGUGUGACAUUGAUAUCAGGAAGGAUCUCUAUGCUAACACUGUCAUGUCUGGCGGCACCACCAUGUACCCUGGUAUUGCUGACCGCAUGCAGAAGGAAAUCACUUCCCUCGCUCCCUCCACCAUCAAAAUUAAGAUCAUUGCUCCUCCUGAGCGCAAGUACUCUGUUUGGAUCGGUGGCUCCAUCCUGGCUUCUCUGUCCACCUUCCAGGCCAUGUGGGUAACGAAGGAAGAGUACGAUGAAUCAGGUCCUGGUAUUGUGCACCGCAAGUGCUUCUAAUUGUUGAAACUAGAUAACUUAAUCCAAGUCUUCCAUAAAUUAUUAAAUUAAUGUUUUCUUCUUAUCCUUUGUUUUCUGUUGUUGUUGACGAUGCUGUUGUUGUCCAUUAUUUACGUGUUCGACUCGAAUCAGAGACUGGAAUAAACAACAAAUUGUGAAAGAAAUUUUAGUGGCAUGUGUCUUAUUCCGGAAAUAUAUAUAAGUUAAAACUCGGCCACAUUAACCUGCUCCCUUCCUGCCCGCCACCUCUCAUCCAGUCUCUCCAUCAUCAGUGUGAGAAUGUCAAAUUAUUUACAAUAACGACACAGCAAUUUAUGUAAACUGAAAAGGAAAAACAAAAAUCGUUAUAAAGUUCACGUUGUUGUAGAGUUCUCAAGUAAUCUUUUUCUCACAAAUUUUAUCUACAUAUACAUAUGCAUCAGAAAAAUUCCUCUGAAAGAUCUGUCACGGUAAAAGAGAGAAAAAAAAAACUUUUUUCUCUGAACGUUAAGCCAAACUGAGUACAGUAUGUUCUAAUUACGGUGAGGAAGAGACGGGCAGACAGAGAUGAUGAUUUAAACAGCUUUGCUAUUGGACAUGCAAACCUCUUUACUUUAUUCUUUGUCAAUAAAUUUUACGAGCGAAA
This is a messenger RNA of Scylla paramamosain (green mud crab), 1920 nucleotides long. RefSeq names its product actin, muscle-like. NCBI's taxonomy places the organism in Eukaryota, Metazoa, Arthropoda, Malacostraca, Decapoda, Portunidae. The transcript has 2 exons. The record is from RefSeq and is a predicted model, not a curated record. Bases 165 to 1295 code for a protein of 376 amino acids.